AUGACUGAAUACAAAUUACAAACCCCAGGUUUCGAUGCCAGAUUCCCACAACAGAACCAAACUAAGCACUGUUAUCAAUCUUACUUGGAUUACCACAAGUGUGUUGCAUUGAAAGGGUCUGAUUUUGAGCCAUGUAAAGUGUUUUGGCAUACUUUCCAGUCUUUGUGCCCUAACGAUUGGAUUGAAACAUGGGACGAUCAGAGGGCAAACGGUACUUUCCCUGGUGAUUUGUCUAUUGAACAGUUCAAGGAUGUGAAGAAGGACUGA
Molecule: messenger RNA, 267 nt
Organism: Brettanomyces nanus
Lineage: Eukaryota; Fungi; Ascomycota; Pichiomycetes; Pichiales; Pichiaceae
Gene: COX12
Product: Cytochrome c oxidase subunit 6B
Exons: 1
Coding region: 1-267 (88 amino acids)
Cellular component (GO): mitochondrion; respiratory chain complex IV
Source: RefSeq, a predicted model, not a curated record